Molecule: messenger RNA, 8455 nt
Organism: Cladophialophora immunda
Lineage: Eukaryota; Fungi; Ascomycota; Eurotiomycetes; Chaetothyriales; Herpotrichiellaceae
Exons: 2
Coding region: 1637-8455 (2272 amino acids)
Molecular function (GO): ATP-dependent chromatin remodeler activity; methyltransferase activity; ATP binding
Source: RefSeq, a predicted model, not a curated record
CACCACCAAGCCACCACAUCCUCGACUCCGUUGAGCUCUCUCUUCCGCAACCUCAGCGCCCUGGCGUCGACGGCGAGUUCCAGGCCACCCAUCCAGUGCUCAUCGGUUCGCUUUUGUUAUCUCUGCCACAAUCCGCAUCUCAGGGGCGGCUCCGGCCGCAGUUGGGCGCUCACAGAAUGCCCACAGAGCACAUCACAGUCCUGCAAAGCGUGCGAAGCCUCUUGGUUCCCUUGGGAUCUGGAACCGGGCCUGAACCGGCAUGAUCAUCGCAAAAUCAACCAUGACGCAACUGACGAGAAGCUGUUGGGUUCAGUAUCGAGUAACCUUUGCUUGCCCAUGCUCCACAAUGCUGGCGAUCGAUGAAAGCAGAGCCCCGUCAUGGGCCUUUCAUUUUCAGAGAAUAGAACACCGGAGCCCUGAAUGAGUAUGUAUGGGGUCUUGUUUAGAUGGCAUUUCCAACCGCAACCCACAGUCCUCUGCACUGGUCUCUCAUCCGCCAUCAGCCUUGCCUACUUUCUUCGGGGGCAGAGGAAGCGUACACAGGCUUUGUUAUGACGAUGUUUGUACUGGCUGGUGGCAAGCAAAUUAGCCUUUUGGGCUCUUUGCUCACCUGGCUGCUGACAGCAAAAGUUGGCUUUGUGAAUGUCAAUAUGAUGUCGGUCAGCCCAUGUGGAUUGCGAGCCACUUUAACAAGAUCGAGGAUGUUCUUCUCGUCGGCACUGUGCUUCCAAGCUACGGAAGUUGUUGUCAGCCACAAAGACACUGGGUUGCAAGGGAGUUGGACCAGGUGUGGGCAAUAGGUGCUGGCACUGUCGCUUCUGCUCCCUCGAUUGAUAAAGAAGAGAAUAACAACCACGACCAGAUCCUUUGAGAUGCAAGGACGUUUCUGCGUUCAAGACAAGAUUGAUCAAACAGUCUAAGGUCAGGUUAUUCAGCGACAACGCCGAGACAGCGCUCAUGUUUGAUGCUUGGCCGACAAACUGCGUCUCCGGGGUGGAGCGUAGAGCACAAAGCACGAUCCACGAUAAUGUUUUUUAAAAAUUCGCUCCUCAUCUGUUCAGACUCAGUCAUCGCAACCAUCAUCCGAACGACACCAGCAUCUACGCUCUAUCCCUUGGAAAUCCUCGCCUCCUCGAUCAGCACCUUCCAGAGACUUCCUCUCUUCGCCGGGAACGUUGUCCUCUUGCUGCUUCAUUCUGUUUCCUCACAGUCCAAAUCUCCUGCCUUCAAGGCACAAUCAUUACGAGAUUCCACUUCCAGAAGGCACAGCAAGCACCUGAGACUAGCAAGGCAUUCCGCACCACCAAAUCCCUCUGAUACAGAACCCUCUUGCAACCUUCGUCCAGUCUUGAAGAGCAGUCCACAUCUUGUUGCCAAGCUCCGACACACUGUGCCAGAAACAUUACUGGAAUUUGCUGCAUAUCGCUUCUACCAUCGGAUAUCUCAAGAACACACCUCCGAGCCCGCGAAAUUGUCAGGCGUGAUCUGCACUGCGGAAUUUAAGUGAAAGCUUUCCAGACGUGUUCUCAGAUAAAGCGUGCACAUUUGUCCUUCAAACUUGACCCUGUGUUGGAAGUCCCUGGCAAUAAGACUCUUGGUGACAGCAGAAAGAAAAGUUCAGCAAGUGUUGCGUCUCAUGGACAACAUGGCUUCCCACCAACCCCAUGACAACAACAUCAGUCAUGAUCCUCAACACCAAGCACCUGACACUGUGGAGCCACGAAGCAAUGUGAACAACCAAGAGGCAGUUGAGCAGGAUGAUGUCCCUAGUAUCCCGCCCAUGUCAACUCCUACACAAUCUGCAAGAGGAUCUCCUGUCAGCAGAUCAGAGUCACCCGAGUUACGCACAGCAAAGACAGGUACCAAGGCACGUGAUGAGAUACUAGAAGUCUCUGCCGGGAAAUAUGCCAAGUACAACGCAGCGACAAAGGUGUGGAGGGUGUGGAUCAAAUUCAGAGACGGGGCGUCAACAGAGUCCCGGAUGUCAAGAAAGCGAGUUUACGAGGAUCUUGACUUGGCCUCCCCAGAUACCGCUAACACCCCAACUGCACAAAGUGCUGAUAAGGGAGAAAAGCCAAAGCCGGGUCAGAACGAACUUGAGCUACUUCGACGCGCCUGCAUUCCCGAUGAUGUUGAAAAGUCAAAGAAUUCUCCUGUUGUACAAGCUCUCCAACGUGACCCAGCCGGUCGAGAUUCGCUGCCAGCCGAAGAACAAGCAGCAAACAGCGAUGGAGCGAAGAAAGAUGACAUGCCCGACACUCAACCAAGGGAGCACACAACCAGUGGACAAAAUUGUCUUGACGCCACGGCCCCUCCUCUGUCGGAUAUUCACCGCAUUUUCGACCUUAUAACCGAACAAGCUGUUGGCGAGGGUCUGCUCGAGGCAUGCAAACCUUUCGGGGAUGGCGGCGUCAGAGUACUCACGAUGUGCUCCGGCACAGAGAGCCCAUUUGUCGCUAUGGACCUUGUCCGAAAGUCUUUGACAUCGCGAGGGGACGGCGAAAGAUUCAAGUAUCAGCAUCUCGGCAGUGCCGAGAUCGAGCCUUUCAAGCAAGCGUUCAUCGAGAGAAACUUUAGUCCGCCUGUGAUCUUCCGCGACGUCACGGAGUUCGGCCCACAUUCACAAAACCCAGACAGUGAAGAUCACCUGCCAGUCACCGCCUAUGGAGCACGCUACAAACCUCCCGCCGAUGUCCACAUCCUGAUCGCCGGCUCAUCUUGCGUCGACUACUCCGCUUUGAACAACGCCAAAGGAGAGUGGAAAGGGCAACGCGGCGAAGGAGAGUCUGCAAGGACCCUUGACGGCAUUGGUGCAUAUGCCAAGAUGUACAAGCCAACCAUCCUCAUAAUUGAGAAUGUCGAAGGGGCUCCCUGGGAGGAGAUCAAAAUCUUUUGGCGUAAGAAAGGGUACGAAUCUGUGGCGUUGAAGCUCGACUCCCUGGAUUACUACCUUCCGCAAACCAGGAACCGAGGAUAUCUGCUCGGCAUACACAAAGAGCGAGCCCAGGAAAUGGGAUUCGAUAUCGAGGAAGCUCACAAGGAAUGGAUCAUGCUGAUGGCCCGUUUCCAACGCCGUGCUUCAUCGCCAUAUUGCGACUUCAUCUUCAGCGACGACGAUCCACGUCUACUGCUUACCAAGCUCACUGGCGACGAGAGCAAAUCAAGAGGAGGCUCGACUGACUGGGUCAACUGUCGCAAGCGGCAUGUGGCUGCUCGCGUGAAAGAUGGGCUGGGAAUUGGUACACCAUUCACCAAGCGCCGUGGACAUACGGAACCAAAACUUGAUGAUUACGCCGACCAGAGGUGGGCACUUGGUCAAAGCAAGAGAGUUCUUGAUGUUCUUGAUAUCCAUCAGCUGCACAAUGUUGUUCGGCGAGACUUCGAUAUGCGAUACAAACACAGAAAUAUCAAUGUCUCCCAAAACAUCGACCGCGACACAGAUCGUCGCCAGUGGGGCAUCGUUGGAUGUAUCACGCCUAGUGGCUGUCUGUUUGACACUCGACGAGGUGCUCCGUUGUCUGGGCUCGAGAUACUCUCAUUGCAAGGAUUCCCAAUCAGAGAACUAGACCUCGGGAAGCACACCUCAAGGCAGCUUCAGGAUCUGGCUGGAAAUGCAAUGUCGACCACAGUAAUUGGCGCAGCAAUACUGAGUGCUCUUAUUGCCUGCCAUAAAACUUCCGGAAACAAUUCCAGCAUUUUCCCGGCCUACAUUGACCAGACAACGGACAAUACCAAUACACCACGCGACUCUUCUCCAGAAGUUCUCGCUGGGAAGACCUUGAAAGCGGAGAUCGAGAAGCAAAACCUGGAAGAUAUUGUCGAAAAGUGGACCAGUGCUCACAGUGCACAGUCUCUGGGAGAGAUCGUCCGUCUCGCUGUGGACCUCCAGCCGCUGUGUCUUUGCGAGGGACUCAAUCGACGCACCAGACACGAGCUAUUAUUUUGUCCAGAGUGCUAUUACACAUGCUGCAAAGGCUGUAACAGAGACGCGCAUGGGCACCAGAAACUGAGCCACCUGACGAGCCCACAAGAAGACCGUCCGCUUGCGAACACAUUUGUAAGCUAUUUGACGAGCCUACUCCCCCCAGUCCUACAAAACCGACGCCCGCACAGCUCGACACAACUCUUCAACGAUGACAUCUUCAAAUCAGCCAGGGAGCAAGUCUUGGAAGCCCUUGAAAGCCAGGUGCAAUUUCAGGAGAUCAAAUUUGAAAGCUCUUGGAAGGUUGUGUAUGAGUCGACGAGUUGCCGCCUAGAGCUCGAAUUUGUCCAGAAGCGCUAUCUUCGUGACCCAUGUUCAGACCAUGUGCAAUCAGAUAAACCACAACUCCAUCUGGACGCGACCCCCAAGUGGCUGCUGUUCGCCAAAGCUCCAGCAAAUGAGCCAGCAAAUAGCGCGAUGCGAGAUUUGUUUCGUCAUCCUGUGGCCAGAAUGCAACCUGGUACAAACCUCUUUGAAGGCGUCUGGGAAUAUUGGGACGGACAUUCGAAAGACUUCAAACUUCAUGUCAUAGGCAAAGGCGGCCAAGUCAAGUCAUGGGAGCAGAAACUAGGCAUCGAAGCCAAACCGUUUGCGUUGUUGAACGCUUUCUCAACUCUCGAAGUCAAUCCUCCAAGUGGUUUCCAAGUGCAACAAUCAUCAGUAUUUGAUGAAGUCGUUGGGGAAUACAAGCUGCUCCAGAAUUGUCCCGCGCCCAGUGGCACUUUGCACCGAAGAGUGGCCCAGUCAUCUUCUCAAGCACCAACUUUUCUGUUCCUGAAGUCCGGCCCUCUGAACGAUCCGAGCCUUGAUCGUGUUGUGUUCUCAACUCAAGCAUGUCGACGAGACCUAAACGACGACAAAGCCGUCCUGGCAAGCCUCGACGCUUCUUGGAGACCUGUUGCUACAGCAGAACUGGCCAGGGGUAUGGAAAUCGACUGUGAGGUCACGAGUCAAUGGUCAGACUCUCAAGGACAGAUUCUCGAGAUACCAGAUGACGAAAACACGAUUCAUAGGUGGGGUCAGACUCCAAGCAUGAGUCCCAUAUCUCCCAAGGACUGUGCACAGAGCCACUCGACAGUUUUGCUCCUGGACUUGAGCUUUGAUGUGAAUGCCGUACAAAGACUACGGUGUCGCCGAGACCUCUGCAUUGAUCUGGAACGGGAACCUGAAGCAUUGAGCGAAUUUGGAUGGAUCCUAUCACACGCGGCCAACAUCCCUCAACUAAGCCAGGGUUGGCAACCCAUCAACGACCUCGAGAUUGCUACGUGCACGGAAUGUUACCCUCCGGCACCCUCGCUCAGAUGGAUUCUAAAAGGUGACAAAGCCAACGAAAGAGUAAGCGCCAUUGAGAGUCCACUGGAAGCGGCGAAGUAUGAGCGCCUUCUGAAAAUGAGACCCAAGCCUGCAAUCGCACUCUUGCAAAAGCUCGACGACAAAACGAUGCUGAACAUAGUGGUCAACGUCAAGACACUAGCCCACCGCGCAGUCACACAGCUAUUGCAUCCCGACCAGACCAUCCCUGUUCUCGAAUCUCUGGAAUGGCGGAUAGAUUCAUAUGACCGCUUUGCACCUCCCCAAGAGUUUACCACUCCACAGCUUCUGUCCAACGAGCAAGACCAAGUAGACCCGCAGAUAGACAUUGACUUACGCCUCAAGCGCCAACUGUGGCCUACGCAAUCUCGCGCCCUUGCUUGGAUGUUUGCACAAGAAAACAGCCCGCCGCAAUGGAAUGAGACGUCAUUGGUCGAGUCUUGCCUGCCUGCACUGGGAUGGAGACUAGAAACGAAAGCUCGCCUACCAAAUUCGCAAGUUCGGGGUGGCAUUAUCGCCGAUGAGGUAGGGGCAGGAAAGACCACCACCUCUCUCGCCUUGGUAGAUCUAGACUAUGAACGGUCUGCGACAGCAUUCAAAACUGACUCUCAAUCGACCAAAUUCCAGUCCGACGCCACUCUGAUACUGGUACCUAAAAAUAUUGUCAAGCAGUGGGCAUCUGAGAUCGCCGAGACUCUAAAAUGGGAAAAGCUGGAUAUCCGUCGCUCACGCCCAGUAAAAGGUCCUUAUUACAUUGUCGCCGAGACAACAGCACAACUACAGCGGUAUUCUCACGAUCAAAUCCGCUCGGCACGACUUGUCUUGGCUCCAUGGGACAUGUUCCACGAGACAACUUACUUGACGCAUUUGCGCAAGAUCGCUUGCUCUCCUUGCGUUCCAGAUGACCCUGGUCGGGCUUUUCAAGAAUGGUUGAGCGUAGCUCUGUCGAAUCUGGGUUCGUGUGUCGAAGGAUUGAAAGAGGGCAAAUCUGAAUUCUGGACCAAAUGGGCUGAAGUUAGAUCGAAAACAACGGCCGGAGCGAAAUAUGAGCGAUUUCAAGGAUAUGUGACGCGAGCAAGCAACAAAGCCGUCAUCAAAGCAGAGCGUGAAGCCAAGAAAAAGAGGGCAGCAGAAAGCACUAAGGACGAUGAUGAUGAUGCAUCUGAAGAAGGCUCAAGCAAGCCUCAGCACAAUGCACCCACAUCCAAGAAUCCCCAAUCUCGGUCAGAACCCGAUACCAACAACAUUGAUGAGACCGACGCAGGAUCAGAAGACCAGGAUCAGGAGAAGAAACAAGUUCCUUCAAAACAGCGUCGAAAGGGUGUUGCAAAGACUGCCGCCAAAGAACCUGUGAUCACAGCUGAAGAAGUCCUCAGUAAGGAACUGGAUGACUUUGAAAAGGAUGAAAAAAUACCUGUCCUCCUGCACAUGUUCGCAUUCCGAAGACUUAUUGUGGAUGAAUUUACCUAUAUCCACGGCGAGACACUGCUGUCGCUUCUACAACUUGAUGCAUCUGCGAGAUGGCUGCUUUCUGGAACACCGCCGAUCCACGAUUAUGACAAUGUCAAUACUAUGGCAAAACUGUUGGGUACGCGGAUUGCGGCUUAUGAUGAGAAGGAAGGGAAAUUUGAAUUUGGAAGAGAUCGAUCAAGAAUGAUCAGAGACAAGUCCGACGCACAAGAAUUUCAUUCAUAUCAGGACAUCGCUUCCCCAGCAUACAAGAGUCACGUGUAUGGACUUGCAAAAGAGUUUUCGGCAAAAUUCAUUCGGAAGAACGAGAUUUCGAAAAAGGGUCUUAUUAGACACAGAAGCCUCUACGAAUUCCAGCUCACUCCUUCCGAGUCAAUCACGCAUUCGGACGUCAAGCAACUGGCAAUGGACCCAGAUCGAACCUUUAACAAAAAGACCGCAAAAAUCAAUCCCACAGAAGAUCUGGAAGAACCCGAAUUUGUCCAGACGCUGACGAACUUGGUCGAACGAACGAGCGGGCCACUUGAAGCUCAAUUGUGCUCGAGUUUGAUGCUAGAAAACGUCCGAAGUGAAACAGCCAAAGCAAAAGGCCAGAGUGACGAAGAGGUGUUGGAAACCCUUGUCGAAGUCGAGGUGCAGAGAUUGACCAGUCUGGUCAACGAACAAAACGAGUUUGUCCUGCACAGAACUCGACGACUCUUGCAAGUCCUACGAGAACUCUCCUUUCUCAAGAACGAGGUGUCAGAAUCGUCGGCGGCAAGUUUUGCCAGUUUCACGCAGAACGCCGCCAAUGGCAACUUGGCCGACACCGCGGCCGUUGAGAUUGUGAAGCUCCUCCUCGACUACUCGCAGGAGAACCCACUGCAGCCGAGUCUUCUCCUGUCAAAGGCCGGCGGCGGCGAGACCUCAUUCGAUCUGGAUGAAGUCAAAGACGCCACCGUUGGCGUCAAAGAAGUCGAUUUGCGGAUGGCCAGGGUGGAGAGCCACCUGGAGGUUCUCCUGCGAGGACUCCGUCGACUGCGUUUCCUGGGUGUCGUUGUGGGCGCCUUCGAGAGCACUUCGCCUUCGGGCGAAUGUUCGGCAUGCGGCGAGAUGCCGUUACACAAGGCAGGGCUUUCGGUCGCAACUCAAUGCGGCCACCUCCUGUGCGAACUGUGCCUCUCGAAGGAGUGCUGUGAGUUCCGGGCGGCUGGAGACGUCAUUCCAGUCGACCAAUUUGAACUCUGCGCAACCUCAGGGGCUCCCGGCUCGGUGGCGGGAGCCAGAAUGCGGCUCGCCGUGGCCAUCAUCAAGACGGCCACCCAAGAAGGGGACUCGGUCCUGGUUUUUGCCCAGUGGGAGGGCAUGAAGAACGCUUUUAUCAAGGCGUGCCGCGCGGCGGACAUUGUCUGCCACGAUGGCUACCAGGGCGCUUCGGCGCGGACGGCCGUGGAGACCUUCCGGCAGCAGAAUCAGCCUGGCGUCCUUGUUCUCAAGGUCGACAGCCCUGACGCUGCCGGUUGGAACCUCCAGGUCGCCAACCAUGUCGUCUUCCUGGCGCCCUUUGUGGCGGGCGAGGAGGAGCGGAAGGCCACUAUGGCCCAGGCGAUCGGGCGUUCAUGGCGACCAGGCCAGAAGAAGGACGUUCGCGUCCAUCUUCUGGCUGCCAUGUCCACCAUCGAGCCGGGCAUGGUGGUCUGGGAGGGCGAGUAG